CAUACCUGCAGAAGCGCCCGGAAGCGCAAUAUGGCGUGGCAGUCCGGGGCCGGUGGGAGCAGCGUCGGAGGGAUGGCCACUGGAGAGCCAAAUGGCGUCCAGGCAUACACGCUGCAGGGUAAAUGCUUCUUGUCAUUCAGCAGACUCCUCCCUAACCUGUGCGAUAGGUGUCAUGCGGUUUCUACAGACGGAAUGGCACAGACACGAACGAGACCGGAAUGCCUGGGAAAUUGAGCGCGAAGAGAUGAAGAACCGAGUUGCGAUUCUUGAAGGCGAAACGAGAACAAGCAAAGGCAUACGGACGUCGCUUGAAAGACACGUGAAACUCCUUGAAGUCGCUCUGAAGAGAGAACGCGAACGAGCGCGUAGUGUGGUCAAGGGCGAAGAGGUUGAAUCACAAAAAGGCGCCGAAGAGCUUGCGCGUGACAAGCUCAAGGCAGUCGGAAAAGAUUCAUCUCUCAACAGCGUCGGCCAUUUUGACCAAGAGAUCGAUGCCGAAAGUCACUUGAUUCAGGGCGUACGGCAAGAGAAAGAGCGUGACAAGUCCAAAAGCUAUCUGUCCAAAUGUUCCUCCGAGAUCACGUAUCAUGUUUUGCCGACGAACCAUGUACCUCCCGAACUCAACGAUCCCUCAUUGUCGGCCAACGCAACCAAUGUCUUCCCGGGACGGCAGCCGAGCCAGCAAGAGCUCCAAGAAGCGUACCUGCAGCUGCAACAGGUGAAGCAGCAGCAGCACCGCAAUAUCGCCAUGGUUAGGGAAAGUGCUGCACCUCAACAGCAAACCUUUGCCGAAUCGACUGCGCUCUCGCGGAACAACACGCAAAUAAAUGCCGAAGGCACCCAAAGAGGUGACACAGAGGGCCGAAUACCUGAACAGAUGAUCCAACCGGUGCCGGCUGUGGAUUCGAGGAAGAUUUUUUACAACGAACAACUGCAUAUCCCUGAAGAACAAGUCGAGUCCAUCUCCCACAGUUUUGAUGCUUACGGACGCGAAAUCCAGUUGAACGACCAGACCGAGCUGCGGUCAGUGGAAGACCAUAAGCAGGAGAUUUCAGACGCCUGGGACUUCGACGAUGGGCCUUCGCAUCAGGAGAAGACGGAGCCAACAGCACAGCACAGGCCUGAUGUCGAGGUUUUCCCGAGCGCAAACCUGACUCCUUCAAAAUCUCCCCCUCGUGCGCCAGGCUCCUAUCGCAGGAAGAGCUCUGGAGCAAGAAGACGAAGCGAGGGUAGCAACGAUGCUCGGGAGUUGGCAGCAACAAAAUCAGACGCUUCACAAUUCAAGGUGCGGUUUGCUAUGCGAGGGCAUUUGGACGUGGUCCGUGCGGUCAUCUUCACUGGAGGUGGAAGUCCUUCAGAACCCGAAUUUUGUACGGCAAGUGAUGAUGGAGGCGUGAAGAGAUGGCAUAUUCCCGCUUCCUACCCACAUAAUGUGGCUCUAGGCGACGAUCUUGAUCGCACCGCUCACUUCACCCAUCGAGGUCACAUCGGUGCAGUCUGCUCUCUGGCAGCAUGUUCGGCAUCUCCCAAUUUCUCCAGUGGUGGCCGAGCAGCCGGUGAUGGUUGGAUCUUUUCAGGCGGUGAAGACGGCACGGUCAAAGUGUGGGAGCGGGGUCGAGUUGACGCGAAAGCGACCCUCGAAGGCCAUAAAGAUGCAGUGUGGGCGUUGUGUUGUCUUCCUGGAACGACAGGAAGCAUUCUUGGCGACCGCUGUUCGCAAUUCGGUGGACCAGACCGUGUUCUCCUCGUUGCUGGUGGCUCUGAUGGAACCAUCAUGGUCUGGGCUGUGAGCACGCCUCCACAAUUAAGUUCACCGCCUGCCGGGAGUCGAUCAGCCAGGGGAAGCCGACGGGCAAACUCCAUUUCGGCAGGCUCCAACUUUCCCAGCUCGCCUCAGCCGAGUAUUGCCACUACUACACCUUUCAAUUACAGCUUGGUGCAUCGCAUCGAACGAACACAGCAUCCAGCGCCGACGUCCAUCUCACCGUUAGGACCCCACGGGGAGAGUUUCGUGGUCAGCUACAAUGACGCAAGCGCCCUGAUAUUUGACACGCGGACAGGCGAGGAGAUCGUUGGAAUGGCCAGCCAAGAGACCUAUGACGGAACUCCGGACACGGGCAUCAAUGCAGUUGUCGCUAGCAGCACAGGAUUUGAUACUCGCGAUUCGGUUGCCCCAGGUCGGCGCGGCUCGAUGGGCGAAGAUGAUGUUGUCCAUGGCGCCACGGGCUCAGAAGGUGGCGUUGAAGGUGUUGUCAUUGCCGGCUACGAGGACCGAUACAUCCGCUUCUUCGAUGCUAACAGGCAAUGCACAUACACUAUGCUUGCGCAUCCUUCUGCAAUCUCGUCGCUGUCCUUGAGCCCGGAUGGCAAGGAGUUGGUAUCAGGUGGGCAUGAUGCAAGUUUACGAUUUUGGUCCCUUGAGAAGAGGAGUUGUACACAGGAGAUAUCAAGUCACAGAAUCAUGCGGGGUGAAGGAGUCUGCAGUGUUGUUUGGAGUCCUGAUGGCCGAUGGGUCAUUAGUUGUGGCGGCGAUGGUGCUGUCAAAGUAUUUUCCAGGAGUUAACCUGACAGUGAUUGUUCGGGCAUCAGGUCGACAAAUUAUCUGUUCGAAUGGAUCGAAAACAGUCAGCUUCAGCUUCUAAACAUGAAUCAAUCACUAAGACUUGAAGAUUGGUUUCAUUUCGAUCCAUCCGCUCCGCCUCACUCAGUCUUGCGAAAAGUUCCCUGUAACUUGGGGGUGGCCAGCCGAGCAUUCGCGCGCAUGACAGCCGGAUGAAGUGACGGCGCCGGGUUCACCAACGCAUCUCAACUAUGUUUGAUCGCGCCGUGUCUGUGGGUGGCCAAUGCUUCUCUGAAUACCGACAGCAUCC
Exophiala viscosa is the source of this 2870-nucleotide messenger RNA. Its product is annotated as Ca2+/calmodulin-dependent protein kinase. The record is from RefSeq and is a predicted model, not a curated record. The transcript is spliced from 3 exons. Bases 92 to 2563 code for a protein of 823 amino acids. Gene Ontology annotation, molecular function: protein binding. Lineage: Eukaryota; Fungi; Ascomycota; Eurotiomycetes; Chaetothyriales; Herpotrichiellaceae.